AGCGGCGGCGAGGAGGUCACGUGAUCCGACGCCAAGAUGGCCGCCGCCGCCUUCUUGUUUUGAUGAAUAAUCUCCGUGUGGAGAGGCAGCGGCUGAGGGGAAAGUGGGGCUCCGGCGGUCACGCGUGGGCGGGAGUUGGGAGGCGCGGGGGCUUCAGCCGCACAUCCCUCAAGGGAAGCAUCGGAGCCCUCCUUCCCCAAACUCCUUCCACCAUUAAGAGGAAAACUAUGGAGGAGUUGAGUGCUGAUGAGAUCCGUCGAAGGCGCCUUGCCCGGCUUGCUGGCGGACCAUCUUCCCAGCCCACCACCCCACUUACCUCUCCACAGAGGGAGAACCCCCCAGGGCAGCCUGUCCCAGCACCGUCUUCAGGGGCACCCCAUAACCUUGGGCUGAAUGUUCACAGCAUGACCCCUGCUACCUCUCCAAUUGGCGCAUCAGGUGUUGCCCAUCGAAGCCAGAGCAGCGAAGGGGUGAGUUCGCUCAGCAGCUCGCCAUCCAACAGCCUGGAAACACAGUCCCAGUCCCUUUCCCGGUCACACAGCAUGGAUAUCGACAGCGUCUCCUGCGAGAAAAGCUUGUCCCAGGUGGAUGUGGAUUCGGGAAUCGAAAACAUGGAAGUGGACGAGAGCGAUCGGAGGGAGAAACGGAGCCUGUCCGAUAAGGAGCCCCCCUCAGGACUGGAAAUCUCGGAGGAACAAGCCUUGCAGCUAGUCUGUAAGAUUUUCCGGGUCUCCUGGAAAGACCGGGAUAGAGAUGUCAUCUUCCUGACUUCCCUUUCUGAGCAGUUCAAGCAGAAUCCUAAAGAUGUGUUCUCGGACUUUAAGGACUUGAUUGGGCAAGUCCUGAUGGAAGUCCUGAUGAUGUCGACCCACUCGAGAGAAGAAAACCCUUUUGCCAGUCUGACCGCCACGUCGCAGCCCAUCGCAGCGGCUGCCCGGUCGCCAGAUAGAAACCUGGUCCUGAAUACUGGCUCCAACCCAGGAACCAGCCCCGUGUUCUGCAACGUGGGCUCGUUUGGCUCCAGUUCCUUAUCGAGUCUCUAUGGGAGCAGCCCCAUUCCCAUUUUCAAUAUUGCAAAUCACCCACCUUUGGCCGGCUCCUUUCUCACGUCUUCUCCCAGCCCCGUUGCUCCCCUCCCCGUGUCUUCCCUGUCUGUCAGCCCCCAUCUCGUGCCAGCAGGGCCACUGAGUGUCCAGCCCUCAUCCCCAAGGUACCGUCCGUACACAGUGGCACACCCCUGGACCUUGGCAGCCCCUUCUCCUCCUGCCUCAGCCAUCACAUCCAGUCUUUCAGCUCCUUUGGCUCCUCCGGGCAUGAGCCCCAGCCCUCCAGCUGCACGGGCCGCUUCGUCCGGGUUUAGGCCUGUAGCUGCCACCCUGCCUCUGUUCUCCACUGUGGGCGGCGGCAGCAGCAGCAGCACUUCCUCCCCAAGCAGGAUGCCCUCUAGUAUGUACGGCAGCCCUUUAUCCCUCUUCCUUGCCAUUUCUGAUGUCUCUGGAGACAGUUCUGAUGAAGAAAAUGAGGAAGAGGAGGAGGAGGAUUUUUCUUGUGUCCCGUUUGGGUCCAGCGGUGGAGGCUCCGGGGGGGCCAGCGUUUCCGACUCGUGCAGCGACCACUUCGCCAUCGAGACGUGCAAGGAGACAGAGAUGCUCAACUACCUCAUUGAGUGCUUCGACCGCGUGGGGAUUGAGGAGAGAAAGGCUCCAAAGAUGUGCAGCCAGCCAGUGGUGAGCCAGCUACUGAGCAACAUCCGAUCCCAGUGCAUUUCCCACGCGGCUUUGGUGCUCCAAGGGUCCCUAACGCAGCUGAGGUCGACGCAGCAGCAGUCUUUGUUAGUCCCAUAUAUGCUCUGCAGGAAUCUCCCCUUCGGCUUCAUCCAGGAAUUGGUGAGAACGACUCACCAGGACGAAGAGGUCUUCAAACAGAUCUUUAUACCUAUUUUACAAGGGCUGGCUCUUGCUUCAAAAGAAUGCUCCUUUGAUAGUGACAACUUUAAAUACCCCCUUAUGGCUUUAGGGGAACUGUGCGAGAUCAAGUUUGGAAAAUCGCAUCCUGUCUGCAGCUUGGUGGUGUCCUUGCCUCUGUGGUUGCCAAAAUCCCUAAGCCCCGGGAUGGGCCGAGAGCUCCAGAGACUCUCCUACCUUGGCGUAUUCUUCAGCCUCUCCGUCUUCGCUGAAGACGACCCUAGAGUUGUCGAAAAAUAUUUCUCUGGCCCUACCAUCACCCUGGAAAACACGCGGGUGGUUAGCCAGUCUUUGCAGCAUUAUCUGGAAUCUGCCAGGCAAGAGUUAUUCAAGAUCCUGCACAGUAUUUUGCUCAACGGCGAAACGCGGGAAGCCGCCCUCAGCUACAUGGCAGCCGUGGUCAACGCCAACAUAAAAAAGGCACAAAUGCAGACCGACGAUCGGCUGGUAUCUACGGAUGGCUUUAUGCUAAACUUGCUCUGGGUGCUGCAGCAGCUGAGCACAAAAAUCAAACUCGAGACGGUCGAUCCUUCCUACAUCUUCCACCCCCGGUGUCGGAUCAUGGUGCCGGCGGACGAGACGCGUGUGAAAGCGACCUUGGAGGAUGUUAGCAGCUGGAUGGUUGAGCUGUCCAGGGAUCAGUCUCUCUUUUCUGAGCCAAAAUUCCCCACGGAAUGUUUUUUCCUGACCCUCCACGCCCACCACCUCUCCAUUUUACCAAGUUGCCGUCGAUACAUCCGCCGACUCAGGGCCAUCCGGGAGCUGAACAGGACUGUGGAGGAUCUGAAGAAUAAUGAAAGUCAGUGGAAAGAUUCCCCUCUGGCUACGAGGCAUCGAGAGAUGCUGAAGCGAUGCAAAACCCAGCUGAAGAGAUUGGUGCGGUGCAAAGCUUGUGCGGAUGCCAGCCUGCUAGAUGAGAAUUUUCUCCGGAGGUGCCUGAACUUCUACAGCGUGGUGAUCCAGCUCUUGCUUCGGAUUCUCGAUCCUGCCUAUCCUAACAUAAAGCUGCCUUUAAACCCAGAUGUCCCGAAAGUGUUCGCAGCGAUGCCUGAGUUUUACGUGGAAGACAUUGCAGAAUUUUUGUUUUUUAUCGUACAAUACUCGCCUCAGGUACUCUAUGAGCCUUGCACUCAGGAGCUGGCGACGUUCCUCGUGGUGAUGCUUUGCAACCAGGAUUACAUCCGGAACCCUUACUUGGUGGCCAAGCUGGUGGAGGUGAUGUUCAUGACCAACCCAGCCGUCCAGCCACGGACUCAGAAGUUCUUUGAGAUGAUUGAGAACCAUCCGCUCUCCAUCAAGCUGCUUGUUCCCUCCCUGAUGAAGUUUUAUACAGACGUCGAGCACACCGGGGCCACCAGCGAAUUCUACGACAAAUUCACAAUCCGCUACCACAUCAGCACCAUCUUCAAAAGCCUUUGGCAGAACAUAGCUCACCAUGGCACCUUCAUGGAAGAGUUUAACUCCGGCAAGCAGUUUGUUCGCUAUAUCAAUAUGCUGAUCAAUGACACGACGUUCUUGCUGGAUGAGAGUUUAGAGUCCCUAAAACGCAUCCAUGAAGUGCAGGAGGAGAUGAAAAACAAGGAACAGUGGGACCUUCUGCCCAGGGAUCAGCAGCAGGCUCGGCAGUCUCAGCUGGCGCAGGACGAGCGGGUUUCGCGUUCUUAUCUGGCUCUGGCCACAGAAACGGUCGACAUGUUUCAUAUCCUCACCAAACAAGUUCAGAAGCCGUUCCUCAGGCCUGAGCUUGGACCACGGCUGGCUGCUAUGCUGAACUUCAACCUUCAGCAGUUGUGCGGCCCUAAAUGCCGCGAUCUGAAAGUCGAAAACCCCGAGAAGUACGGCUUUGAACCAAAGAAGCUUUUGGACCAACUGACAGACAUUUACUUGCAGCUAGAUUGUGCUCGUUUUGCAAAAGCAAUAGCGGAUGACCAGAGGUCCUACAGCAAGGAGCUGUUUGAGGAAGUCAUUUCGAAGAUGCGGAAAGCUGGCAUCAAGUCGACCAUAGCAAUAGAAAAAUUCAAGCUGCUUGCAGAGAAGGUGGAUGAAAUUGUGGCCAAGAACGCCCGGGCUGAAAUCGACUACAGCGAUGCUCCUGAUGAGUUCAGAGAUCCACUCAUGGAUACCCUUAUGACCGACCCUGUACGGUUGCCAUCGGGAACCAUCAUGGAUCGAUCUGUCAUUCUGCGACACCUUCUCAAUUCUUCCACAGACCCCUUCAAUCGCCAGACGCUAACGGAAAACAUGCUGGAGCCAGUGCCUGAGCUGAAAGACCAAAUCCAGGCUUGGAUGAGGGACAAGCAGCACCCUGACCACUGAGGUGUCCCCCCUGGCAGCGCACACCGAGGUCAACUGCGGAGAGCCGGACGGCGGGUCCAGGCGAGGGGAACGCCAGAUCGUUGGAAGUUGAAGCCGAGCUGGGGGUCCUGCGGCGCCCGCUGCCACAGACAUGGGGCCUCGCGGGCGGAGCAGAGGGACCGGCACCACCACAGAAAGCAGCUUAACCCUUGUACAUAUUUUUAAGCUAUAAAUGGCAGUCGAUAGCAUUGUGGGGGAAUAAGUUAGGAGGUCGCUCCUGUUCCGAAUCAGACCCCUCCGUUUCAUAGUUGGGGUUCGUACGGCUGAAUUCUUUUUAGCAACAGGCACGGAUCGGGGCAGCAGACCUUCAGUGUGUGCGCGCGCGCGCGUGUUUUUUAAAAUAUAUUGCCGGAUCUCCGUUAAUUUGAUAGUGGUUGAAACUUUGAACAUUUUUGCUGCUAAAGUUACCCCUGGACCCUUUCAUUUCUUUCUCAUCGCCUCUGCCCUGCACAAUCCUGCCUCCCCUUUUUUUGUUCCUUAAUGUGAAGAAAAAAGUUCCCUGUAUAUGAAAAGCAUUCUUCUCUGACCCCAAGAGAACAUAAUCUUGAAAAAGCAAA
Messenger RNA from Candoia aspera, 4876 nucleotides. It is a transcript of the gene UBE4B, whose product is annotated as ubiquitination factor E4B. Gene Ontology annotation, cellular component: nucleus; cytoplasm; ubiquitin ligase complex. Gene Ontology annotation, biological process: protein polyubiquitination. The record is from RefSeq and is a predicted model, not a curated record. Gene Ontology annotation, molecular function: ubiquitin-ubiquitin ligase activity. Bases 63 to 4280 code for a protein of 1405 amino acids. The transcript has 30 exons. NCBI's taxonomy places the organism in Eukaryota, Metazoa, Chordata, Lepidosauria, Squamata, Candoiidae.